Messenger RNA from Fusarium odoratissimum NRRL 54006, 2411 nucleotides. RefSeq lists its product as uncharacterized. Bases 176 to 2200 code for a protein of 674 amino acids. Gene Ontology annotation, biological process: carbohydrate metabolic process. The transcript is spliced from 2 exons. NCBI's taxonomy places the organism in Eukaryota, Fungi, Ascomycota, Sordariomycetes, Hypocreales, Nectriaceae. The record is from RefSeq and is a predicted model, not a curated record.
CUGGUCUCCAACACCAACGCGGGGAACGAUAUCCAGAUGCGUCCUGCAGUCAACGCCGCUCCUCCACAGGUUAUAUAUCACUCAAACACUUCCAAACUCAUGGCCACGAUUAUCGACACCAACAGGAGCCUCCAUCUAAGAUUGAUCUGCUAUCAUCCUGGCUUAUUUACCCGGCAUGUCGCAUCCACAAACUGGUUUCCCACAGACAACCUUCAAAGGAGAAUCUACUCUAUCAAGACGACGAAAGACUGUUUCGCGCACUACAGUUCGUACCCAACUCGAUCAGCUGCGAUCAACCGGGCGGUAUGACUGCUUCAGGCUCAAUUGGCACCCUAUCUACGACGACAAGUCCAUGUGGCCCGUUCCAUACCACUUAUUCUGGGACAGUGAUAUCGCUAAAUGGAUUGAGGGGGCUUGUUACUUUCUAGCUGAUCCAGAUGAGUAUGACGAGGAUAUUGAUCAGGCUGUCCGCGAGCUUGUAGACAUGAUCAGGUCAGCUCAGCAGCAAGACGGUUACCUGAACGUUCAUUAUACUGUGGUUGAACCGGGAAAGAGAUGGACCAACAUCCGGGAUAUGCAUGAACUAUACAAUGCUGGCCAUCUCAUAGAGGCCGCAAUUGCUCAUAAGGAAUACUAUAAGAAUGACCUACUUCUCGAGCCUAUUGAGAAGUAUGUUUCUCUCAUCACGAAACGUUUUGGCCUCGGAGAAGGCCAGUUGAAAGGUUAUCCUGGCCACCCUGAAAUCGAGCUAUCGCUUUUUCGACUGUACGCUGCUACAGGUAACACCGGAGCUUUCGACCUGGCACAGUAUUUUCUGACUGAACGAGGAAAUACUGAUGGACAUGAAGGGAAACACUUCUACGACUGGGAAAGAGAAAAGAGAGGCGAAAGCCCAUGGCUGCGGUCGAACUCCUAUCCUCAAUCGAGGGCUUAUUGGUAUUGCCAAGCUCAUGUUCCAAUCACAGCACAAAACACAAUUGAAGGACAUGCUGUCAGAGCUGGAUACCUUCUAACUGCUGUUGCUGACAUGCUGCAUCUCUCCGCAGAGAGUGGAAAGGCUUUACCUGAUGCCGAAGCAUGGUCACAGGCACUGCAUAGACUGUGGGACAGCAUGGUUGAUAGGAAGAUGUACUUGACUGGAGGCAUCGGUGCUAUGGCACAGUGGGAGGGCUUUGGAAUUGACUACUUCCUUCCCCAGGGCACGGAUGAAGGAGGCUGCUAUGCUGAGACAUGCGCUUCGAUUGCUUUCGUCAUGCUCGCGGAACGAAUGUUACACCUUGAUCUCGAUUCUCGAUACGCCGAUAUUAUCGAGCUAUGUCUCUACAACACCAUCAUGACAGCCAUGAGUUUGGAUGGCAAAUCCUUCACUUACAUCAACCAACUUGCCAGCUCUGAAACUGACAAAAACAUGCGUGAGGGGUGGUUCUGGUGCGCUUGUUGCCCUCCAAACUUGACGAGGCUAUUCGGCAGUUUGGGCGGCUAUCUUUGGGAUUAUGGUACUGAGGGCAAUGGCGUCUUUGUGAAUGUCCAUUUAUACACUGGUGCCGAGUUGCAAUUCAAAGUAGGCUACUCGAUUGUCACGCUCCAGCAAAAGACCAACUGGCCGUGGGAGGGCAAGGUUGACUUUGAGUUGUCGUCUCCAUCUCUCUUGCAAACCACCAUCCGGCUUCGUUUGCCCGCUUGGUCCAAAGGAAGAUUUACAUUAUACCCACCAGCAAAUUUGACCACCUCAAAGGUUGAAAAGGGUUAUAUAUCUCUACGGCCUUCCUAUCUCUCUGAAAAUCCUCGGUUCUCGCUAGAUAUUCAUGGUUUCGAACCAAGAUUUAUAUCACCCCACCCCUACUCAAAUCAACGCAACUUAUCCCUCGCACGAGGGCCAAUCGUCUAUUGCGUCGAAGAUGUCGAUAACCCCUCGGAGUCUAAUCAUUUCAAGGAUGUAUUCAUUCGAACGGACUCGUCGGUUACUGAAGAGAAAGUGGUCCAUGAAGCGUCCGGCGAAGAGUAUGUCGCGAUGCAAGCUCAGGGGUGGAAGCAGUCACCUUCAGCACUUGGAUCACUAUCGCUAGAGACUGCUGAGUCUGUGAAUUUGGUUUUUGUUCCAUACUAUUUCAGAGCCAACAGGGGAGGGGAUGGUCAGAUGAGGGUUGGUUUAUCAAACGGUGGCACCGAGCCAGGGGUUCUUUUCCCUGAGAGACUCUGACUGUGGAUCUCCAAGGGCCAAGUAUAUAAGCAUGACUUCAAGGGGAGAAGACUAUCGGGUUUCUUCAUUUCAUCUUCACCUGAGGCCUGACCGAUGACUUGUGACUGAUGCUGAGUGAUAUCGUUGCCCGUUCGAGUGUGUCGCGAGAUAACACUCAAUACACGCAUAACAUUGAGUUUUGGAUAAUACAUAUAGCUCUCUGAAAAACGAC